Molecule: messenger RNA, 1732 nt
Organism: Umbelopsis ramanniana AG
Lineage: Eukaryota; Fungi; Mucoromycota; Umbelopsidomycetes; Umbelopsidales; Umbelopsidaceae
Exons: 1
Coding region: 57-1358 (433 amino acids)
Source: RefSeq, a predicted model, not a curated record
CCUGCUUUUCAUACCAAAGUUGUCCUAUCGACAGUCCACACAAAGAAAAGUCAAAGAUGGACAAGCACAUCUCUGAUGAUGAUGACUUCUAUACUGAUGAAGAAGACGAAGAAUGGAACGCUCCCAUUACCGCAGCUUGGGGUGCCCCGUCGUCCGAGCAAGAACCUGGAUCUGUUGAAGAAAAUGACGGAUCUGGCGACGUUAACGGUUGGCAUCAAAUUGCAGAUCCCAACGCAAAGUUACGAGCAGAUGGUGUGGGCGCUGGAAACCUACAUCGUCAAGGAAAAAAUUUCAAACCUGUGGACGAGUCCUACAUUGUGAAUCAGAGAUUGGGUAAAGCUGCACCCAAGAAAACUCAAGCGAAACCUGUACCAGUCCAUACGAAAGCGACACCUAAGGUCAGCAUUCGAUCUGUUUCUGGAAGCAAACCUCCUCAUGUCAUUUCGGCCCCUGAAGCGGGAAAGAAGGCUGCAAAAAAGGCUCGUCAAGCUGCCCUUGCACUUGCUGCAGAACGAGCUCGUGCGGUUGAAAUGGCCGCCGCAAAGAAAAGACCACCUUCAAAAGUGGAGGAUGUACAGGUUCAGUCAACUUGGGCUGCUGGUGCUUCGCUAGUCACAACGCCCUUCUGGGAACAGUCUUCUUCGAUGUCGUCGGUACACGCACGACAACCACAGCAGCAAAACGAAGCACAAAGCGGGAAACCAUCUCGAACUCCUGUCGCUCAAACUCAAAAGCCUGCCUUUACGCCUGCGCCAGCACCACAGUCAGCAAGUAAGUUUGGUAUGCAGAUCAAAGGUCUCGGCGAGAGCAUGAGGAAACUGGAGAUAGCAAGAGCUGCUUCAGCUGCUCAAGCUGCUGAAGAUGCCCGUUCUUCAGCAAGAUCUGUAUCAACAGGGCGUGAUGUUGCGGCCAAAUCAAAAAGCGUUCCGCCAGAAACCAGGCACACCCCUAAGCCAGCAAUUCCCUUAAACAAACCUAAUUCAGCACCUCCAAAACUAAAAACAAAGCAGGAGCCAGUCCAGCCUUCUAAGCCAAGGCAACCAACAUCCUUUACACCAGCUCCUGCUCCAAAACCAACCACUAGCACAAAGGAAAUCAGUUCAGCUCAUUCGAAGUGGGCCAACCCUGCUGCUGUGCCUGCAGCUAUACUUUUCACUUUGAAUAUUGAACUAGAGAAAGGAGAAACGAUGCCAAUUACCAUUCGAGCGAACGAUGAUCCUAGACAGCUGGCUGUAGCAUUUGUUGAACGUUUCCGAAAGCGCAGCGGUGACGGAGCGUCCGUAAACAAUAACAAUGUUGUGGAAGCCUUGACCCAUCUCAUUCAGCAGCAAAUUAAAAUCAAGUCUGGCAAAGCGUAGAUAUCAAAUCUCUAUCGCUAUGUCAGUCAAUCUAUACUGCUAAUUUUUCAUUCGAUCCAUCCUAUUUCAACACUUAUUUGUUUUAAUUCGAUUGUCACCAAACUGUAGAUGAUACCAAAAUAUAUGAAUGCAUUCCAAAUAAUGGGUAAUGUUGAGGGUUAAUGGAGGUAUUGGUGAUACCGCGUAAUUUCGCGAUUUUAGUGAUGUGAAAAAUGCGUUUUGUUGAGUCUGACUGGCUUCCAAGAUACACAGUGCCAAUGGCGGCGACUUUGCCAUUCCAUAAAAUUUUCUUCAUUCACCGGACGAUAGCCCUAUCCUUUCAUCUCAUCCUCUUGCAGCCGGUCGUAGACUGCCUUUGUAUCCUGAGAGCUCCC